Messenger RNA from Papilio polytes (common Mormon), 1149 nucleotides. Its product is annotated as homeobox protein Nkx-2.1-like. NCBI's taxonomy places the organism in Eukaryota, Metazoa, Arthropoda, Insecta, Lepidoptera, Papilionidae. The record is from RefSeq and is a predicted model, not a curated record. Gene Ontology annotation, biological process: regulation of transcription by RNA polymerase II; cell differentiation. The transcript has 2 exons. Gene Ontology annotation, cellular component: nucleus. Gene Ontology annotation, molecular function: DNA-binding transcription factor activity, RNA polymerase II-specific; RNA polymerase II cis-regulatory region sequence-specific DNA binding. The coding region runs from base 1 to 1149 and encodes 382 amino acids.
AUGGAGUCCUACGAACAAGCUUACAACAACAAUUUGAAAUACGAAUUAAAAAACGAUUUCUACAAUUAUCAAGAAACAAAUUCGAAAACUCAAAAAACUGACGAUUCAAAUUACAGAUUGAAAAUAGACGAUAGUACUAAUUUAACAACACCAUUCUCAGUGAAAGAUAUAUUAAAUAUAAAUCAAAAUUACUACGAACGAAACGAUAUGUGGAAGAAUGGAAGAGAAAAUCGAGUUGGUGACUUCGAACCUGUAUACCAUCAGAACCAAUAUUGCCCGGAUUACGUCACGCAAGUGUACCAUAACAUACCAGGACAUAACAUGGAUUAUUGGAAUACAGAAGUAUACGAGCAUAAAGGAGAUGAAUAUUACAAUUAUAAUCAGUAUUACCACAACUUCUAUCCUCAUGAAUAUCAAGAAGUACCAACAAUAUCUCAUACAGGAGAAAGUUCGAAACAUGAUAGUGUUGAGAGAAACCCUCCCAGUGUGAUGCCUUUAGCUCCAGUAUCAGACAAAAUUCAACAACCAAUAAUUCAGAAUUUCAAUAACUACCCAAAAACGGAUGUAUUAGAAAAUUUCACCGCUAUAUCGAGGAAAACAAAGGCAGUACCUAACGGGAAAACAGACAAAAAGGAUAAGAAUACGAAAAGAAAACCCAGAAUUCUCUUCUCUCAAACACAAGUUCAUGCUUUGGAGAUACGUUUUCGUACACAAAAAUAUUUAACAGCGCCAGAAAGGGAGCAAUUAGCAAAAACUUUAAAUCUAUCACCAACACAAGUGAAGAUAUGGUUUCAAAAUAGAAGGUACAAAAGUAAAAGAGUAAUUGCACCAGAAGUGUCAACAUCAACUGAUGCGAAGCCAAGCAAAAGUUCCACUGGACGAAAGUUAUACAAACCAGAGACUGAAGUGAAUCAAAUUAAACUAGAAAAUUAUGAAACUACGAAAACUGAAUCUACAAUUUGUGAUACGAAUAUGCCGAUUUAUUUCGACGAUAGUCUAAAUUAUGAUAAUGUAGAUGAUAAAUAUUAUAGAAAUUCAAAUUUGGAACAGAAUGUUGAAAUAACAUCGAAUUACACGAAUGUUAGAGAAACAGAUUACACGGAACAAAAUGAUAUUAAGAAAUUUUAUACUAUGAAUUAUGUUUGUUGA